AACGACAUCAUUUCAGUGUCACAGAAAAAAUCUGGAGCCGCAUCAUGGGGCCACUGAGCAUCUCUGUGUUGCUCUUCACUGCUCUUGUUCUCAGUGGUGGUUUCGCUGCACCCAGAGCUCAGGAACAGAGUGAGAAAUCAGUGAUUAUUGAGAGAUACAUGGAAAACAUCUCUGCUACACAAGGAUGUCCUUCUGGAUGGCGUAGGUUUAACUCACGCUGCUUCCACUAUGUCAGCCAAAAAGCCACAUGGGCAGAUGCACAGAUUCAUUGUACCCGCUUCAGUGCGUCCCUCGCAUCUAUACACAGCCUACAGGAAUACCGCUUUGUGCAAAAUGUCACACGGGGGUUCGGCAACAACUUUCCUUUGGCCUGGAUGGGAGGAACAGAUGCCCCUCAGUUUAACUUUUCAUUUCUCUUUCACACUACAAAUUACCCUGUUUUUACAAUACAGGAGGGAAAGUGGAUCUGGGUUGAUGGGACUCCAUUUGACUUCACCAAGUGGGCCCCCGGAGAACCUAACAAUGUUAGAGGUGAACACUGCCUUGAAAUGAACUUUGGAGGUAAUUUUUAUUGCACUAUUAUUCUUUUAAGUUUGGGUUUCUCUGACUACAUAUAUGAAAUUUGUAUGUGGUCUCACUGCUGUUGUUACUUUGGAAAAUGAAAAAUAAUAUAGAAAGCACCCAAAGUCAGACAAGGAUUAUUUAAAGUAUUAUAUUUUUACU
Molecule: messenger RNA, 723 nt
Organism: Scleropages formosus (Asian bonytongue)
Lineage: Eukaryota; Metazoa; Chordata; Actinopteri; Osteoglossiformes; Osteoglossidae
Product: galactose-specific lectin nattectin-like
Exons: 5
Coding region: 45-662 (205 amino acids)
Source: RefSeq, a predicted model, not a curated record